Molecule: messenger RNA, 6000 nt
Organism: Acanthosepion pharaonis
Lineage: Eukaryota; Metazoa; Mollusca; Cephalopoda; Sepiida; Sepiidae
Source: the annotation of a GenBank genome assembly
AUGGUCAGGUAUGACGUUACACAACUUUUUACAUUUGGAGUUCAAAGAUUACCAUCCCUCAUAGCCCUUGAACUGAGAUCAGUUUACAUUCAAUCUGAUACUUGUUACUUUUUCUUAACCUCUUUGUGUCAAUCUGUUACUUGUUACUUUUUCUUACUCUCUUCGUGGCAUUCUGUUACUUGCUACUUUUUAUUACUCUCUUCGUGUCAGUCUGUUACUUGCUACUUUUUCUUACACUCUUCGUGUCAGUCUGUUACUUGCUACUUUUUUGUUACCCUUUUUGUGUCAAUUUUGUUACCCUUUGUGUCAAUCUGUUACUUGCUACUUUUCUUACCCUUCUUCUGUUACUUGCUACUUUUCUUCAGUCUUGUUAGUUGUUACUACUUUUCUUACACUCUUCGUGUCAGUCUGUUACUUGCUACUUUUUUGUUUUUGUGUCAAUUUUUCUUGCUACUUUUCUUACCCUCUUCGUGUCAGUCUGUUACUUGCUACUUUUUCUUACACUUUUCUUGUCGUGUCAGUCUGUUCUGUUACUCUUUGCUUACUUUUUGUUUUUGUUACCCUUUUGUGUCAAUCUGUUACUUGCUACUUUUUCUUUUUCGUGUUACCCUUUUCGUGUCAGUCUGUUACUUGCUACUUUUUUUUCUUCCCCUUCGUGUCAGUCUGUUACUUGCUGCUUUUUUUUCUUACCCUCUUCGUGUCAGUCUGUUACUUGCUACUUUUUCUUACCCUCUUCGUGUCAGUCUGUUACUUGCUUUUUUUUUUGUUACCCUUUUGUGUCAAUCUGUUAUCUUGCUACUUUUUUCUUACCCUUCUUCGUGUCAGCCUGUUUCUUCAGUCUACUUUUCUUACCCUCUUCGUGUCAGUCUGUUACUUGCUACUUUACUUUUUCUUAGUCUCUUCGUGUCACUUUUUCUGUUACUCUUGUCUACUUGCUACUUUUUGUUACCCUUUGUGUCAGUCUGUGUUCCUUUUCUUACUUUUUCUUACCCUCUUCGUUCAGCCUGUUACUUGCUACUUUUUUUUCUUCGUGUCAGUCCCUCUUUUCGUGUCAGUCUGUUACUUGCUACUUUUUCUUACACUCUUCGUGUCAGUCUGUUACUUGCUACUUUUUUGUUACCCUUUUGUGUCAAUCUGUUACUUGCUACUUUUUCUUACCCUCUUCGUGUCAGUCUGUUACUUGCUACUUUUUCUUACCCUCUUCGUGUCAGUCUGUUACUUGCUACUUUUUCUUACACUCUUCGUGUCAGUCUGUUACUUGCUACUUUUUCUUACCCUCUUCGUGUCAGUCUGUUACCCUCUUCGUGUCAGCCUGUUACUACUUUUUCUUACCCUCUUCGUGUCAGUCUGUUACUUUUGCUUACCCUCUUUUUUGUUACUUGUUACUUUUUUUUACCCUUUUGUGUCAAUCUGUUCUUUUUUUUGUGUCAGUCUGUUACUUUUUCUUACCCUUUCGUGUCAGUCUGUUACCCUACUUCGUGUCUUCGUGUCUGUUACUCUGUUACUUUUUUUUUACCCUCUUCGUGUCAGUCUGUUGUUACUUGUCAGUCUGUUUUGCUACUUUUUCUUACCCUCUUCGUGUCAGUCUGUUACUUGCUACUUUUUCUUACCCUCUUCGUGUUUUUACUUUUUCUUACCUUCUUCGUGUCAGUCUGUUACUUGCUACUUUUUUCUUACCCUCUUCGUGUGAGUCUGUUACUUGCUACUUUUUAUUCUGUUACUCUUCGUGUCACCUCUUGUUACUUGCUACUUUUUCUUACCCUCUUCGUGUCAGCCUGUUACUUGCUACUUUUUCUUACCCUCUUCGUGUCAGUCUGUUACUUGCUACUUUUUCUUACUCUCUUCGUGUCAGUCUGUUACUUCUUACUUUUUCUUACCCACUUCGUGUCAGUCGGUUACUUGCUACUUUUUCUUACUCUCCUCGUGUCAAUCUGUUACUUUCUACUUUUUCUUACUCUCUUCGUGUCAGUCUGUUACUUGCUACCUUUUCUUACUCUCUUCGUGUCUGUCUGUUACUUGUUACUUUUUCUUACCCUCUUCGUGUCAGUCUGUUACUUGCUACUUUUUCCUAAUCUCUUUGUGUCAAUCUGUUACUUGUUACUUUUUCUUACCCUCUUCGUGUCAAUCUAUUACUUGCUAUUUUUUGUUACUCUCUUCGUGUCAGUCUGUUACUUGCUACUUUUUCAUAUCCUCUUCGUGUCAGUCUGUUACUUCCUACUUUUUCUUACUCUCUUCGUGUCAGCCUGUUACUUGUUACUUUUCUUACACUCUUCGUGUCAGUCUGUUACUUGUUACUUUUUCUUACUCUCUUCGUGUCGGUCUGUUACUUGUUACUUUUUCUUACCCUCUUCGUGUCAAUCUGUUACUUGCUACUUUUUCUUACCCUCUUUGUGUCAAUCUGUUACUUGUUACUUUUUCUUAACCUCUUCGUGUCAGUCUGCUACUUGCUACUUUCUCUUACUCUCUUCGUGUCACUCUAUUACUUGCUACUUUUUCUUAUUCUCUUCAUGUCAGUCUGUUACUUGCUACUUUUUUGUUACCCUCUUCGUGUCAUUCUGUUACUUUCUACUUUUUCUUACCCUCUUCGUUUCAAUCUAUUAUUUGCUACUUUUUCUUACUCUCUUCGUUUCAGUCUGUUACUUCAUUACUUUUCUUACCCUCUUUUUCUUACUUGCUAUUUUUUACUCUUCGUGUCAGUCUGUUACUUGUUACUUUUUUUUCUUCGUGUCAAUCUGUUACAUGCUACUUUUUCUUACUCUCUUCGUGUCAGUCUGUUACUUAAUACUUUUUCCUACCCACUUUGUGUCAAUCUGUUACUUGUUACUUUUUCUUAACCUCUUCGUGUCAGUCUGUUACUUGCUACUUUUUCUUACCCUCUUCGUGUCAGUCUCUUACUUGUUACUUUUUCUUACCCUCUUCGUGUCAGUCUCUUACUUGUUACUUUUUCUUACCCUCUUCGUGUCAAUCUGUUACUUGCUACUUUUUCUUAAUCUCUUCGUGUCAAUCUGUUACUUGCUACUUUUUCUUACUCUCUUCGUGUCAGUCUGUUACUUGCUAUUUUUUCUUACUCUCUUCGUGUCAGUCUGUUACUUGUUACUUUUUCUUACCCUCUUCGUUCAGUCUGUUACUUGCUACUUUUUUCUACUCUCUUUGUGUCAAUCUGUUACUUGUUACUUUUUCUUAACCUCUUCGUGUCAAUCUCUUACUUGCUACUUUUUCUUACCCACUUCAUGUCAAUCUAUUACUUGCUAUUUUUUCUUACACUCUUCGUGUCAGUCUGUUACUUGCUACUUUUUCUUACCCUCUUCGUGUCAUUCUGUUACUUCCAAUUUUUUCUUACUCUCUUCGUGUCAGUCUGUUACUUGUUACUUUUCUUACCCUCUUCGUGUCAGUCUGUUACUUGUUACUUUUUCUUACCCUCUUCGUGUCAGUCUGUUACUUGCUAUUUUUUCUUACACUCUUCGUGUCAGUCUGUUACCUGUUACUUUUUCUUACCCUCUUCGUGUCAUCUGUUACUUGCUACUUUUUCUUACCCUCUUCGUGUCAGUCUGUUGCUACUUUUUCUUACUCUCUUCGUGUCAGUCUGUUACUUGCUACUUUUUCUUAAUCUCUUCGUGUCACUCUAUUACUUGCUACUUUUUCUUAUUCUCUUCGUGUCAUCUGUUACUUGCUACUUUUUCUUACCCUCUUCGUGUCAGUCUGUUACUUGCUACUUUUUCUUACUCUCUUCGUGUCAGUCUGUUACUUGCUACUUUUUCUUACCCUCUUCGUGUCAGUCUGUUACUUGCUACUUUUUCUUACCCUCUUCGUGUCAGUCUGUUACUUGCUACUUUUUCUUACACUCUUCGUGUCAGUCUGUUACUUGCUACUUUUUUGUUACCCUUUUGUGUCAAUCUGUUACUUGCUACUUUUUCUUACCCUCUUCGUGUCAGUCUGUUACUUGCUACUUUUUUCUACUCUCUUUGUGUCAAUCUGUUACUUGUUACUUUUUCUUCCCCACUUCAUGUCAAUCUAUUACUUGCUAUUUUUUCUUACACUCUUCGUGUCAGUCUGUUACUUGCUACUUUUUCUUACCUUCUUCGUGUCAUUCUGUUACUUCCAAUUUUUUCUUACUCUCUUCGUGUCAGUCUGUUACUUGUUACUUUUCUUACCCUCUUCGUGUCAGUCUGUUACUUGCUACUUUUUCUUACCCUCUUCGUGUCAGUCUGUUACUUGCUAUUUUUUCUUACACUCUUCGUGUCAGUCUGUUACCUGUUACUUUUUCUUACCCUCUUCGUGUCAGUCUGUUACUUGCUACUUUUUCUUAACCUCUUCGUGUCAGUCUGUUACUUGCUACUUUUUCUUACCCUCUUCGUGUCAGUCUGUUGCUACUUUUUCUUACUCUCUUCGUGUCAGUCUGUUACUUGCUACUUUUUCUUACCCUCUUCGUGUCAAUCUGUUACUUGCUACUUUUUCUUAUUCUCUUCGUGUCAGUCUGUUACUUGCUACUUUUUUGUUACCCUCUACGUGUCAAUCUGUUACUUUCUACUUUUUCUUACUCUCUUCGUGUCAAUCUGUUACUUGCUAUUUUUUCUUACUCUCUUCGUGUCAGUUUGUUACUUGUUACUUUUUCUUACCCUCUUCGUGUCAGUCUGUUACUUGCUACUUUUUCUUACUCUCUUCGUGUCACUCUAUUACUUCCUACUUUUUCUUAUUCUCUUCGUGUCAGUCUGUUACUUGCUACUUUUUCUUACCCUCUUCGUGUCAGUCUGUUACUUGCUACUUUUUCUUACCCUCUUCGUGUCAAUCUGUUACUUGCUACUUUUUCUUACUCUCUUCGUGUCAGUCUGUUACUUGCUACUUUUUCUUACUCUCUUCGUGUCAGUCUGUUACUUGUUACUUUUUCUUACCCUCUUCGUGUCAGUCUGUUACAUGCUACUUUUUCCUACUCUCUUUGUGUCAAUCUGUUACUUGUUACUUUUUCUUAACCUCUUCGUGUCAAUCUCUUACUUGCUACUUUUUCUUACCCACUUCAUGUCAAUCUAUUACUUGCUAUUUUUUCUUACACUCUUCGUGUCAGUCUGCUACUUGCUACUUUUUCUUACCCUCUUCGUGUCAUUCUGUUACUUCAAUUUUUUUACUCUCUUCGUGUCAGUCUGUUACUUGUUACUUUUUCUUACCCUCUUCGUGUCAGUCUGUUACUUGUUACUUUUUCUUACCCUCUUCGUGUCAGUCUGUUACUUUGCUAUUUUUUUCUUACACUCUUCGUGUCAGUCUGUUACCUGUUACUUUUUCUUACCCUCUUCGUGUCAGUCUGUUACUUGUUACUUUUUCUUAACCUCUUCGUGUCAGUCUGUUACUUGCUACUUUUUCUUACCCUCUUCGUGUCAGUCUGUUGCUACUUUUUCUUACUCUCUUCGUGUCAGUCUGUUACUUGUUACUUUUCUUACCCUCUUCGUGUCAGUUUGUUACUUGUUACUUUUUCUUACUCUCUUCGUGUCAGUCUGUUACUUGUUACUUUUUCUUACCCUCUUCGUGUCAUCUGUUACUUGCUAUUUUUUCUUACUCUCUUCGUGUCAGUCUGUUACUUGUUACUUUUCUUACCCUCUUCGUGUCAGUUUGUUACUUGCUACUUUUUCUUACUCUCUUCGUGUCAAUCUGUUACUUGCUACUUUUUCUUACUCUCUUCGUGUCAAUCUGUUACUUGCUAUUUUUUCUUACUCUCUUCGUGUCAGUCUGUUACUUGUUACUUUUUCUUACCCUCUUCGUGUCAGUCUGUUACUUGCUAUUUUUUCUUACUCUCUUCGUGUCAAUCUGUUACUUUCUACUUUUUCUUACCCUCUUCGUGUCAGUCUGUUACUUGCUACUUUUUCUUACUCUCUUCGUGUCAAUCUGUUACUUGCUACUUUUUCUUACUCUCUUCGUGUCAAUCUGUUACUUGCUACUUUUUCUUACCCUCUUCGUGUCAAUCUGUUACUUGUUACUUUUUCUUACCCUCUUCGUGUCAGUCUGUCCUGUUAG